UCUCUCCGCAGGCUCUGGGACGGGAACACACUUCUCAGAGACUUUUCCCCGACAAACUUACGGAGUCUCUGGAAGAUGGCCUGAAGGCUCCGGAGUGCUCCAGCGGCAUGUACAAAGACACCGUCUACUCCGCCUUCAAUCUGCUCAUGCAUUACCCACCCCCCUCGGGAGCAGGGCAACAUCCCCAGCCGCAGCCACCGCUGCACAACAAGGCCAAUCAGCCUUCCCACGGCGUUCCCCAACUCUCUCCUCUCUAUGAACAUUUCAGCAGCCCACACCCUACACCAGCACCAGCCGACAUCAGCCAGAAGCAAGGAGUUCACAGGCCUCUGCAGACCUCUGACCUCUCUGGCUUCUACUCUCUGACCUCAGGCAGCAUGGGACAGCUCCCCCACACUGUGAGCUGGUUCACCCACCCAUCCCUGAUGUUAGGCUCUGGUGUACCUGGUCACCCCGCAGCCAUUCCCCACCCAGCCAUUGUGCCCCCUUCAGGGAAGCAGGAGCUGCAGCCCUAUGACCGCAGCCUGAAGACGCAGGCAGAAUCCAAGGCAGAGAAGGAGGCCAAGAAGCCAACCAUCAAGAAGCCACUCAAUGCCUUCAUGCUGUACAUGAAGGAGAUGAGAGCCAAGGUCAUUGCAGAAUGCACGCUCAAGGAGAGCGCUGCCAUCAACCAAAUCUUGGGCCGCAGGUGGCACGCGCUGUCGCGAGAAGAGCAGGCCAAAUAUUAUGAGCUGGCCCGCAAGGAGAGGCAGCUGCACAUGCAGCUAUACCCAGGCUGGUCGGCGCGGGACAACUAUGGGAAGAAGAAGAGGAGGUCGAGGGAGAAGCACCAAGAAUCCAACACAGACCCUGGCUCGCCUAAGAAAUGCCGUGCUCGCUUUGGCCUCAACCAGCAGACGGAUUGGUGUGGUCCAUGCAGGAGGAAAAAGAAAUGCAUUCGGUACUUACCCGGAGAAGGCCGCUGCCCCAGCCCCGUUCCUUCCGAUGACAGUGCUCUAGACUGCCCCGGGUCCCCAGCCCCCCAGGACUCGCCCUCAUACCUCCUGCUGCCCCACUUUCCCACAGAACUGCUUGCUAGCCCUGCGGAGCAGCGCCUACAUCACCAGGUCUCUCGGCUGCUCUCAGCCUCCCAGCCCCUUGGGCCCCCUAGGCCCCUCACAGCGACCUACAGAGCACAGAGGUACAGCAACAGGAGCCUCAGAGACAGGCAGCCUAGCAUGCACAGGACACACAGCCUCCUCCAGGGGUCCACCCUCUGAGAGGAGACGGCAGAGCCCCAAAGCCCGUGGAAACCGGCCAGGGGCCCUGUUAGUUCCCUCUCAGGGUCCAGGCCCUGGAGAUUUCAGAGGCUGCACAACUUCUGCCUGAAACUGGGGCCAUCUAUUCAAACUGCUCCAAAUGGUGGGAAUCAGAUCUGUGUUGUGCCAUCUGAUAUGCCUAUGGCGGCCUGCAUCUAUUCUUCUCACAUCUGUCUUGCUAGCCAGAUGCCCCUGCUUCCCUUGCUUUUCUGCUAUAGGUCAUAGGUGGGCUGGACUGAGCCCAACUGCUUUCCCCACCCUGCCCCCCCCCAACCCCACCACUGCCAAGCCCUCCCCAUACCAGAUAUUUCAUGGACCAAGAAUGAGCUGGUUUAUCAAACAACAUGUGAGCAUGGUCACAACCACAAAGCUCAAGACAACAGAAGCCAUUUACAGAAAACCAGCUGCUAUCUCUAUGAUGGACCAGAGGAAACCUCUUGCCACAUUCUCAGGAGCUUGCAAGAAGAGAAGCAAAUGGAAUUGGUUAGCUUUAGGCCUGUCACCCUAGGCAACAAGAAUAACCUGACACUACCUUAUCAGGCAAGUGUGGGUAGUGGGGGUAUGCAGAUCUAGUUCAAAUUACUUGGAAAUGUUUCCUGAGAAACUCGAUCACUUAAGACUCCCUGAUACCAAAAGGCCUCAGUCAUUACUGGCUGCAAUCAAAGGUUCAAGUAAGUCAUGGCUCAAAAUCCAGUGUGCAUCCCUCCCCCUUUUGAGAGCCUUUUUCACAGCUCCAGUUCCAGCUUAUCCAUGUCAGUCUAGGCAGCUCUCAGUUCUAAGACAGGGCAAACCAAACCUCAAGACAGCCAGUGCCUAUCUUCCAGCAUGAAACUAGGCCAGCUUCAGUUUCCCUAUGGGGCUGCAGGAAGGAGGACCAUCACAACCAAAGCAAGGCACCCAGAAAACCUCUCGUGGUGGACAGUGGGUUUUCACCACAGCCUACUUUAACCCACUUCUGAGCCAAGCUUCAAUUGAGCCUUAAAAAAAUUUUUUUAAUUUAAUUUAAGUUGUAUUUUUUUUGCCUCCUCUUCACUGUACAUAGCCUGAAUCCAAAGAAAAAGGGCUUUUCCUGUACCCACACACUCCCCCUCAACAAAAGCCUUUAGUUCUUACUUUACCCACUGGCUUCUCAGAAUCCAAAGAUCUAUAUUCUAGUGUAGCAUUGCAAGAAAUCUUGAGGAAAAAAUGACCAUCGUAGUAUUCAAACUAUUUUUGUAUUGGUAAUGCGUAUCAUAGAAAAACUUUUCUGACUUGAGAAUAAAGAUAAUUUUUACUGGGUUUCUUUUUUAAAGCUUGACCCUGAGGAAUAAGCUAUUUCAGUAACAGUAUGUAUGACAUUUUUCUUUCCCCUACAGCCACAAAACUUGGCGCUUAUUCUCUAUUAUGGUAAACAUGUUGUCAGGACUUUGAACCUACAGAAGCCAGGGAUUACUCUUGCCAUCUCCCCUUAGAUAGGUCCUGCCACAACUGAGAGAGAGGGGCUCACGCUAGGUAUAAGCUCCCAUUCCAAUCUCUGCUCAACCCUUCAAUCCUCUGACCUCACAUCUGAUUGCAGGCACAGGCCAGCCUGCCACCAUUGCUCUUAUGAGAAUGGGCUGGAAACUGCCACCCAUAGCCCCUAAAACAGUCCAGCCAGAAACAUGCACAUCACCAUUGGGCUUCAUCUUCCUCUGAGGGCAGAGAGAAAAGACCCAACACUCCACAAGUACAUACCCUAUUUAGAGGAAAACAAGGACAAAGAGGACUCUUACUACUUUGUAUCAUCCAUCAUAAAAUCCAAAAGGGGUAUUUUAAUAGUACCCUUACCUCCCAAGACUAUUAAAGUGCUUGAAGCAUUUCCUGAAGUAUUCAUAUUUUUAUACAAAACCUCUCAAGUUUGAAAAAACCUAUUUAACACAGUAACUUCCAUCAUGUUAAAGUAUAUUUUUAAUUUCUUGAGAACCAUCAUGAAUGUAAAAGGUGUCUGUCAUAAAGCCAUUGCAAUAGGUCAGUCAACCAUUAGAAUACUGGGCAAGAAGUGUAUCCCAACAGCCAACCACUGGGCCACCAUCAUGCAUUGUAAUUUUUACUUCAUUGAGUUAUAUUUUUUGGAUUUUAUGUUUUAAAAUAUUUAUAAAUAAAGUCAUCUUCCAGAGAAGUGUCUAUUUAAAAGUAGGCCACUGGAAGCGGUAA
Molecule: messenger RNA, 3470 nt
Organism: Vicugna pacos (alpaca)
Lineage: Eukaryota; Metazoa; Chordata; Mammalia; Artiodactyla; Camelidae
Source: RefSeq, a predicted model, not a curated record